AUGUCUCUCAGGCUGCUGCCUGCUUUCAAUACAGACAAUGAUGACGAUGAUGAUGGUAACUUCACAAAAUGGAUGAGCAGUUACUGGGGUCACGGAGCAGAAAGCGGACACUCCAGGGACAGAAAACGCAGUUUCAGAAGAUCUGCAAAGGGGGAUCGAAGAGCAUCACUCCCAACUGUGUCACAAUUAGAUGCCAUGAAGCUGAACAGGCUCCAUGCAGCGACAAUGGCUCCCAGCCCGAGCCACCUCAAAACACGGGAGGAGAAAGGGGAGGUCAGGCUCCACCAGAGGGCCCGCCGUGCCUCCUCAGACGACAACAGCCGCUCCAAGCCAGCAAUGGCAGAAAACCGCAUCACUACCAUCCCAGAGCUUACAGAGUCAUUAGAGAGGAGACUUUUUCUCCGUGAUGAAAGGGUCGUCUCACUGAACGAUGAAGACACGUUGUGCCUGAUCUGUCAUGAGGACAUGCGGAAGAACGGAGCAGGAGUUCAAGAGCUGCAUUGUGCACACCGCUUCCACAAAGAGGCAGCUCGAAGGUUAGAGCAGUGUCGGCCCCGCAGCGGCAGUGAAGCAGCAGCUGGUCAGGUGAGGAGAUUCGCGGAUGAGAGGAGGAAGUCUGCAGACGGACAGAUCCCCACGGAGAAGGAGCAGCACGCACUCCGACGCCAACUUUCCCUGCGGAGACAUCGCUGA
This is a messenger RNA of Centropristis striata (black sea bass), 693 nucleotides long. RefSeq names its product leukemia NUP98 fusion partner 1 (gene lnp1). The transcript is spliced from 4 exons. Lineage: Eukaryota; Metazoa; Chordata; Actinopteri; Perciformes; Serranidae. Bases 1 to 693 code for a protein of 230 amino acids. The record is from RefSeq and is a predicted model, not a curated record.